This is a messenger RNA of Cebus imitator (Panamanian white-faced capuchin), 1216 nucleotides long. It is a transcript of the gene ELF5, whose product is annotated as E74 like ETS transcription factor 5. The transcript is spliced from 8 exons. Gene Ontology annotation, molecular function: sequence-specific DNA binding; DNA-binding transcription factor activity, RNA polymerase II-specific. Lineage: Eukaryota; Metazoa; Chordata; Mammalia; Primates; Cebidae. The coding region runs from base 273 to 1070 and encodes 265 amino acids. Gene Ontology annotation, cellular component: nucleus. The record is from RefSeq and is a predicted model, not a curated record. Gene Ontology annotation, biological process: cell differentiation; regulation of transcription by RNA polymerase II.
CAAGGCUACAGGUGCCUUUAUUUCCACUGCACGCUGGUGCUGGGAGCGCCUGCCUUCUCUUGCCUUGAAAGCCUCCUCUUUGGACCUAGCCACCGCGGUCCUCACGCCAUGGGCACCACACCUGUUAUUGCUGCCUCUGAUUUGUGUUACGCUGAGAAGCCCACAGGCCUGUCCCUCCAACUGGGUGGACCCUCUCUGUGUGCAUUUGGUGUGUGAGCCAGCUCUGAGAAGGGUUCAGAAGCCACCGGAGGCUCCCGGGGACCUCAGCUUCCAUGCCAUCGCUGCCUCACUCCCACAGGGUGAUGUUGGACUCGGUGACGCACAGCACCUUCCUGCCUAACGCAUCCUUCUGCGAUCCCCUGAUGUCGUGGACUGAUCUGUUCAGCAAUGAAGAGUAUUACCCCACCUUUGAGCAUCAGACAGCCUGCGACUCGUACUGGACGUCAGUCCCCCCUGAAUACUGGACUAAGCGCCAUGUGUGGGAGUGGCUUCAGUUCUGCUGCGAUCAGUACAAGCUGGACACCAAUUGCAUCUCCUUCUGCCACUUCAACAUCAGCGGCCUGCAGCUGUGCAGCAUGACACAGGAGGAGUUCGUCGAGGCGGCCGGCCUCUGCGGGGAGUACCUGUACUUCAUCCUCCAGAACAUCCGCACACAAGGUUACUCCUUUUUUAAUGACGCUGAAGAGAGCAAGGCCACCAUCAAAGACUAUGCCGAUUCCAACUGCUUGAAAACAAGUGGCAUCAAAAGUCAAGACUGUCACAGUCAUAGUAGAACAAGCCUCCAAAGUUCUCAUCUAUGGGAAUUUGUACGAGAUCUACUUCUAUCUCCUGAAGAAAACUGUGGAAUUCUGGAAUGGGAAGAUAGGGAACAAGGAAUUUUUCGGGUGGUUAAAUCAGAAGCCCUGGCAAAGAUGUGGGGACAAAGGAAGAAAAAUGACAGAAUGACGUAUGAAAAGUUGAGCAGAGCCCUGAGAUACUACUAUAAAACGGGAAUUUUGGAGCGGGUCGACCGAAGGUUAGUGUACAAAUUUGGAAAAAAUGCACACGGGUGGCAGGAAGACAAGCUAUGAUCUGCUCCAGGCAUCAAGCUCAUUUUAUGGAUUUCUGUCCUUUAAAACAAUCAGAUUGCAAUAGACAUUGGAAAGGCUUCUUUUUCUUUUCUUUUUUUUUUUUUUUAACCUGCAAACAUGCUAAAAUUUCUCCACAUCUCAGCUUA